UAGUGUGUUUCAAUAUAUAUUCCCAAGUUUUUUCCACUGAUCUCAAACACUUUAAGCAAAUAUGAAGAAGCUUUUCUUUUUCACAUUCUUACUUACCUUUCUUCUCUUAACAUCUUCCUUCAUAGACAUUGUCAUCGCCAUGCCCGUGUUUUGUGGCAAAAAAUGCAAGAAGAGAUGCUCAAAGGCAGGAGUGAUGGAUAGAUGCAUCAAGUAUUGUGGGAUUUGCUGUGGCUAUUGCAAGUGUGUUCCUUCUGGAACUUAUGGAAAUAAGCAUGAGUGCCCUUGUUAUAGGGACAUGAGAAGUUCUAAGGGUAAGCCCAAGUGCCCUUGAGAUGAGAAAUGGCUAUUCAACAAAAAGGCAGAUAUGCAAUAUGUGUUUGAUGAU
Messenger RNA from Benincasa hispida (wax gourd), 385 nucleotides. Its product is annotated as peamaclein-like. NCBI's taxonomy places the organism in Eukaryota, Viridiplantae, Streptophyta, Magnoliopsida, Cucurbitales, Cucurbitaceae. The record is from RefSeq and is a predicted model, not a curated record.